Brachypodium distachyon (stiff brome) is the source of this 1199-nucleotide messenger RNA. RefSeq names its product transcription factor RAX1. The record is from RefSeq and is a predicted model, not a curated record. The coding region runs from base 284 to 1003 and encodes 239 amino acids. Lineage: Eukaryota; Viridiplantae; Streptophyta; Magnoliopsida; Poales; Poaceae. The transcript has 3 exons.
ACGGUUUUUAAAGACCCCCGCCCUGCAGGCUGCAACUGAAAGUGUAAGCGAGGUCAGAGAAGCAGAGACACGAGGAAUUAACAAGGAAGCCCCGGUGCCGGUGGUCCGGGUCACACACACCACCAACCGCGGAUAUAAUACAAGUAGCAGUCGUAGGAGCAACAAAAGCCUGUGUGUGUUCUCUGAUCGUUCCUCCUCGUCUUGUCUCAUCUCCUGCUCUUUCUCUGUCGCGCAUAGCCUAGCUGGUGUUCGAAGAGGAAGAAGGCGAGGCGUGGUGGUGUCGAUGGGGAGGGCGCCGUGCUGCGACAGGGCGGCGGUGAAGCGUGGGCCGUGGUCGCCGGAGGAGGACGACAAGCUGCGCGACUACAUCCAGCGCCACGGCACCGGCGGCAGCUGGAUCACCUUCCCCAAGAAAGCCGGGCUGAGGAGGUGUGGCAAGAGCUGCAGGCUGCGGUGGCUCAACUACCUCCGCCCGGACAUCCGGCACGGCGGCUUCACCGACGAGGAGGACGCGCUCAUCUUCUCCCUCUACAGCAAGCUCGGCAGCAAGUGGUCGCUGAUCGCGUCGCAGCUGGAGAGGAGGACGGACAACGACGUCAAGAACCACUGGAACACCAAGCUCAAGAAGCGCCUCGCAGCCUUCUCCUCUCCCCCGUCGUCUUCCUCCUCCUUCCUGCCGGCGCCUGCGCCCAUGGCCGUGGCCGUCGCGCACCCGCUCGCCCUGGCCGUGCCGACCGUCAAGGCCGAGACGUACGCCUACGACGACUUCAUGGCGCCGCCGGCCGCGCUCCACGUCUUCGACCACCCGUUCGGCAACGGCGCCGAUCAGCCCGGCUCCACGACGUCCGCCUCCGCAGCGUCGUCCAUGUCCAACUGGUCGUCCGCGGCGGACAACGCGGGGGCCGCCGACGGGUUCUUCGCGGACUUCUGCAACGCCGGCGCGGCGGACCAGUUCCUCGGCGGCUUCUACUACCCUCUCGAUCCCACCUUGUCGCUAGUCUAGCUCUUGCUCCGGUACCACAAUCUCUGCUCCGACUGUAAUGGCACGGCGCAUGUUCUUUGUGAUCCAUCGAUCAAAGACCUGUGUCCAGUCCGUCCGAAUUACUCUUCAUUCGAUGUGUCGUGUCUCCAUGACAAAGUUCAGAUACAGAAUCCAAUUGAUCCAUUGGAAAUUUUAAGUGCUUUCCUUAUGUUUUAAA